AUGAAGCAAACCCAAGCUCCAACACACAGUGGAGAAAUUUAUAAAGGAUCAGUACCAACAUUGGCCGAUUCUUCCGAUCGGUUUCUUGACCUCGACACAAAACAAUCAGUUGUGAAUUUGUGUAACAUGUGGAGCUCGCAUAUUCAUCAUGUAAUGAAUGAACCAAGUGUAGGAAUGUAUCGGAUUGUGGAACACGUGAGAUCAAAAGUGCCCUUUAUUGUGGAACAAAAGAAUUUAUUGAAAACUAAAAAAGUGAACGAAAAAAUCUAUGAUGCCGAUUAUGCCUUGCUAGCUUGUAAAUCUAUCAAUUCCAACACACCUUGGAUUUUCUCGGAGAGUAUUCGAUUAUUGAAAAACAAUUUUGUGAGUGUUCCACUGGCACCACCAUCAACCACAACAACAAACAAAAGCAAAGUCUUCUCCUUUCAUAAAUCGAAUGCAACUUCAGCACAACAGCAAACAGAAACAACAACGACAUUGCCAAAUGAUGUUUCUGUCAGUGAAUCUCUGCCUUCUCAGAAUCCAACAACAAACACUGUACAGUCUUCAACAACCUCCGACGAUCAGCAACAACAAGAAAAUCCUUCGGAGGAAAACCAACCCAGCGUUGACACAAAGAGUUCUGUUGAAAUUUUGACAUCUCCAUCCUAUGAACAAUCAUCUGCAAUUGAUAAUAGUGACACACAUGCAAGUCUGAACCCCACAAUCAAGGAAACAACAGAACCAUUGUCACCACCCAAGAAAGAGGAAUCGACUCAAGACACCAUGACACAGACAACACAAGAGCAAGCCCAUUCAGACACCACAACAACAAGUACACUCACCAAUAGUAAUGAGGAAAACAUCAUGACCACCACCACAACUCUUACUGAAGCUUCACAUCCUGUCGUCUCGCCACACGGAGAAACUCAAGAUGAAAGCAGUGUCACGGAAGUCACCGGCAUUCCUUCUUCUAUGACCACUGGAGGUGGCGAUGACGAAUGGUCCUCUCUUGCCAUUCAACCUCUGCCUUCGUCUUCAACCAAGAAAAAGAAAGCCACAAAGAAAAAGAAGAAACAACAAGCUUCUGAAGAGGAACCUGCUGCUACAGAAGAGGAGGAAGCUCUGACACCAAAAACCUUUUAA
Naegleria fowleri is the source of this 1125-nucleotide messenger RNA. RefSeq lists its product as uncharacterized. Bases 1 to 1125 code for a protein of 374 amino acids. The transcript has 2 exons. Lineage: Eukaryota; Heterolobosea; Eutetramitea; Acrasida; Naegleriidae. The record is from RefSeq and is a predicted model, not a curated record.